AACAAUUCCAAGUAUAAUUAAUAAAGCAAAAAGUUAUAAAAAAUGGAUAAAUCAAUUUUGAUGCAAAAGCAGAUAAAGGAUAAUGCAGAAGAUUUACAAAAAGAAUUUCUUGAUAUGAAAAAUUGGGAAGAGCAAAUGAAACAUAAAGAUGAAGAAAUAAGGAAAGAAGGAAGUGAUCAGGUGACUUUACCACCAAUAAGAAAUAAGCAUAAAAAUAGAAUAAAAAAUGAUUCCACAAAAAAAAAUGAAAUUGAUAAUAAACCAAAAAGAAUUAAAGCAUAUGAUUAUUCCACCUGGGAUAAAUUUGAUGCAGAUGAAGCAUGUAAAGAAAUAGAUACAAAAGAACAGUCAGAUUCUGAAGGUGAAUCUAUGUCUAAAGAAGAAUUAGAAAAAGCACACAAAGAAGCGACGAAACAUAGAAAUGAAGGCAAUAUUUUUGUGCAGCAACAGAAAUGGGUUAAAGCAGUUGGCUGCUAUAAUGAAGCUAUAAAACUAUUUCCAUUUGAUGCAGUAUUUUAUGCCAAUCGUGCGCUCUGUCAGUUGAAAUUAGACAAUUUAUAUUCUGCUGAAUCCGAUUGUACUGCUGCAAUACAAUUAGAUGAUGUUUAUGUAAAAGCUUAUUAUAGAAGAGCAACAGCCAGAAUGAAUUUAAAACAAUAUAAAGAAGCUAAACAAGACAUAGAAAAAGUUUUAGAAUUAGAACCCUCUAAUAAGGGAGCCAAGUUAUUACUUAAUAAAAUUGAAAGCAAGAUUAUAUGUCCAAAGACAAGCAAUAUAGUGAAGGAACAUGCAAAACAAUCAUUUAAAAAAUUAUCAAUUGAACAAAAAAUUGGUGAAAAAAUAUGGAACAGUACUACAUCGAAUGUACAAGAAAUGGACACUAACAAUAUUAAAGACAUUACACAUACAGAAGAAAAUAUAGAUAUCAGAAAUAUUACAAAUAUUAAAAAUAGUACAGAAGUUAAAGAAAAUAAUGUGACUGAUACUGCUGUAGAGAAGAAAAGAGAUCCACGUAUUCCAGAUUGGUUACCAGAGAAAGAUGAUGUUAUUGUAAUUGAACCAAUUGAAAAACCUCCUCAUUUACGCUCAAAGCAAUCAUUGACAAAAAUACCUAUUCAAGAAGUAGACUUUGAUAUCAAUUAUUGUGACUAUGUUGAUGAUAAAACAGAAACAAUAUGUAGUAAUAAUGAGCCUAUACAAACAGAAGAAACUCAUAAAGAUAGCAAUGUUAUGAAAAAUGAUAGUUCUAUUUCUGUUCCUGAAUCUUCAAAAGUUAUUAAUAUUAUAUCUCCAAUUCCUAAGACAGCUGUUCAAUUUGUAACAAAUUGGAAAACAAAUAAUUCAUCAGAAUUUAGAUAUAAAUAUCUAAAGCAAUUACCAGAGGACACUUUACCUAAAAUAUUCCAAGAUUCAAUGGAAUCCGAUAUCUUUAGUCAAAUAAUAGAAGUUUUGAGAAUAGAGUUCAUAAAAAGGAAAGAUCCAAUAUACUAUUAUUUGAAGGAUCUUAGUCAAGUCAAGAGAUUUAGAGCACUUAUUAUGUUUAUUAACAGCAGUGAUAAAGAAAGUUUAAGAGUACUUUUUGAAUAUUGCAAAACAGUUGAAAACGUGCCUCAAGAUAAAAUUUUAGUUUUACGAGAUAAAUAUGAAAUUUAA
Messenger RNA from Eufriesea mexicana, 1653 nucleotides. It is a transcript of the gene spag, whose product is annotated as RNA polymerase II-associated protein spaghetti. Gene Ontology annotation, molecular function: protein binding. Bases 43 to 1653 code for a protein of 536 amino acids. NCBI's taxonomy places the organism in Eukaryota, Metazoa, Arthropoda, Insecta, Hymenoptera, Apidae. Gene Ontology annotation, cellular component: protein folding chaperone complex. The record is from RefSeq and is a predicted model, not a curated record. The transcript has 9 exons.